This is a messenger RNA of Chlorella variabilis, 1107 nucleotides long. RefSeq lists its product as hypothetical. The transcript is spliced from 8 exons. The record is from RefSeq and is a predicted model, not a curated record. Bases 1 to 1107 code for a protein of 368 amino acids. Gene Ontology annotation, molecular function: ATP-dependent DNA damage sensor activity; single-stranded DNA binding; ATP binding. Gene Ontology annotation, biological process: reciprocal meiotic recombination; double-strand break repair via homologous recombination; telomere maintenance. Lineage: Eukaryota; Viridiplantae; Chlorophyta; Trebouxiophyceae; Chlorellales; Chlorellaceae. Gene Ontology annotation, cellular component: Rad51B-Rad51C-Rad51D-XRCC2 complex; centrosome; replication fork.
AUGCCUCGCGUGGACACCUCCCUGCCUGCCCUGGCAGCAGGCGGCAGCAGAAUACCCAGGACAGUUGAGGCCUACCUUACAACGAACCUGGAGACCCUGACCGAGGUCGACGGCGGGCUGCUGCCACACGAGCAAGAGGCGCUGCAGGCGCUGCAUGGCGAGGUGCUGCGCAGGCACGCGCCGCCCGGCUGCAGCAGCAUCGAUACCGAGCUGCUGCGGGGCGGCAUGCGGGGCGGCCAAAUGGUGGAAGUCUGCGGGGAGUCGGCCUCAGGCAAGACACAGCUGUGCCUGGCGGCGGCGGCCCAGGCGGCGCGCUCCAGCCAGCGUGUGGUGUAUGUGGACACCAGCAACGCGCUGUCGGGGCGCCGCCUGGCACAGGUGGUGGCCGCGCAGCACCAGGCGGCAGCCGAGCAGGCAGGGGGUGCAGGGGCCGCCGCGCCGCAGGCAGCAGCGGGCCCCCUAAAAUUUGUCGAGGUGCGGCGCUGCUACAAUGUGCACUCGCUGCUGCGGGUUCUUGAUGAGCUCAUGCUGCAGGCUGAGCAGCAGGCGCAGGCGCAGCGGCAGCCCGGACCUCAGCAGCAGCCGGGAGCGGCGCAGCAGCAGCCGGGAGCGGCGCAGCAGCCGGGAGCGCUGCAGCAGGCGCCCAGCUCGGUGCCGUCGGCGGUGGCGCGGCGGCGGCGCCUGGAGGAGCUGCCUGUGGGCCUGCUGGUCGUGGACUGCCUGUCCGCCCUGAUCACCCCGAUCCUGGGUGGCGGGCAGCACAGCCAGGGCCAUGCACUGCUGGCGGCCACCGCCGCCAGCCUCAAAGCCUUUGCGGCGCGGUCCGGGGCAGCCGUGCUGGUGACGGCACACAUGGUGGGCGGCAGCGACGAGCGGCGCCACGAGAAGCGGCCGGCCAUGGGGGAGAGCUGGCGCAACCAGCCGCACGUCCGGAUACAGCUGAGCAGGCCGGCGGAGGACCGCACCUCGGGGCAGUGCAGCGCCACGCUCACCGCCAGCCCCCAGCUGCCUGCGGGGCUGUCGGUGGCGUACUGGCUGGGUGAGGGCGGCCCCACAGGCACGCCCCCGCAAGCAGGCGGGCAGCAGGCGCAGCCGAUGCAGCACUGA